AUGGAUAGACUCGACGUUCUUAUUGUUGGUGCAACCGGCUUCACAGGGAAGCAUGCAGUGAAAAAUUUAAUUGAAAUCUUAAAAGGCUCUCCUGAUUUGUCUGUUUCCUGGGGCAUAACAGGACGCUCUAAAGAGAAACUAGACAAUGUUCUAUCGGAACUUGAGGAAAUUGGCGAAACAAAGACGAAUGUUACUGUUAUAAAAUGCGACGUUGAAAAAGAUGAUUUACGUGAUGUCACCGGAAGAGCUAAAGUCGUGAUCAACUGUACCGGACCCAACACAAUUCUCAGUGAGCCCAUCGUAAGGGCUUGUGUGGAAACUAAAACUCACUAUGUAGAUAUAUCAGCAGAAUUGUAUCAUAUGAUACAUUUGUAUCGGAUUUACCACAAAGUUGCAGAGGAAGCUAAUGUUCUUAUAGUUCCAGCUUGUGGUUUUGCCGCUGUACCAGUUGAGACCGGAAUAGCCUAUCUAGAAAAAAAAUUUAAUGGAACUCUUAAUACAGUUGAAGGCUAUUUUGACAUAAUUUUACCUAAACGGGCAAACUUCCCGGGUAAAUGUGUCAUACAUUUUGGAACAUGGGCAUCUCUAGUUCAAGAACUGCAGAAUUUAAGAGAAUACCAGCGCUUGAAAGCGGAAACAUUUCCUCAGAAUAUUUAUAUUCCAGAACCGCCAGGAUUCAAAAGGUCAUUUUUCCAUCGUCAACGUGGAAAAUUUUGGUUUCCUUACCCCGGACCCGACAGAGAUGUAAAUGACAUGUCCCAAAGAUAUUUAUACGAGAAGAAUGGGAAGAAACCAUAUCACUGCAAACUAUAUACGAAAACACCGAUGUUUUUCCAGAUGUUAAUAAUUGUACCAGCUAUGUUCCUCUAUUUUUAUCUUUGCUACUUUAAGUUCUUCAGGAAUUGGCUGGUCAAGUACCCACGGUUCUUCUCGUUAGGCUAUGUGUCACAUAAAGGCCCAACCGAAAAAAUUGCCAAAGAAACGAAAUUUAAAUUGAGCUUAUUAGGGAAAGGUGUUGGCAGUGAUUCAAAAGAAAAAUCUUUAACUGUACAAGUUUCAGGUGCUGACCCUGGAUACGAAACGACUUCUAUAGCAGUAGUAGUAUCUGCUUUAACCAUUUUGUUACAAAACGACAAAAUACCAAAGGGUGGAGUGCUUGGUGUUGGUGCUGCCUUCCGAGAUACAAAUAUAGACGAAAUGUUAAUGAAGAAUAAAGGACUACAAUAUGAGAUUUUAAAUUAG
Diatraea saccharalis (sugarcane borer) is the source of this 1242-nucleotide messenger RNA. NCBI's taxonomy places the organism in Eukaryota, Metazoa, Arthropoda, Insecta, Lepidoptera, Crambidae. The record is from the annotation of a GenBank genome assembly.